Molecule: messenger RNA, 1514 nt
Organism: Xylaria bambusicola
Lineage: Eukaryota; Fungi; Ascomycota; Sordariomycetes; Xylariales; Xylariaceae
Exons: 2
Coding region: 352-1233 (293 amino acids)
Source: RefSeq, a predicted model, not a curated record
GAAGGCUAACCGCUGCUCACCUCUGUCGUGUAUUAAGAUGAUACGAGUCCCAAGCUUAGGCGGAAUCAGGUCUUCCGUCCUGUACCAUCCCAUUCAUCUUAUCUUCACUAUUUACGACUCUGAAAUAUUGCCCUGCCUAUCCUAAUUAUCUUGAGUUUGCUACCCCUGACCAUCCUUUUGGAACCCAGCCAAAAUAUAUUGGCGUAUCAAAAAGGUGGCGACGGGACAGAAAGCGAUAACUUAUACACUACUUGUUGUGCAUGUUCGCCGCCUUCAUUUGUGGACUCCGGAGCUCAUGCCGGUAGCCCUCUCAAGAAACCUUACAAUUAUAGAAGUUUAGAGCCCGAAAUCAUGACUCAACCAUUUGACAACAGUGGUUACUAUAACCACGGGCAGUACUAUGCUCCUGACCAUAGGGCAUCGUCAGAUUGGUCAUCCAGCCCCAGUGCCAGCACGCCGAUGACCCGGGAUUCAUCUAGAGAGAGCGCAAUUACUACAUAUAGCGACAUCCCACCGCCAACACCUAGCUUAGAAUACGAUGAUUACAACUCCGUGUGGCCAUCUAGUUAUGCCGGCAGCCAAAGCUGUCACUGGCCGCUUAUAUCCGACCCUAGCCAUGACACCACCUACUCACUCACGCCUCAUAGCCCUUCGUUUUCGACAUAUACGACCGAAUUUGUGUAUGGAAAUGGCUGGUGGGAGUACUAUGAUUUUAUCGCUGACGUGGAGCCCAACCAACAACCUUACUGGAGACUGAAGCCAGGUUUUCAACCGACAGAUCAACUACCCGUGACCAGAAUUGCCGAAGACCUGUAUCCUCCAACUCCCCGCUCUCAGGCCAAUGAAGGCAUCUUUGUCUGCAUGAAAAAGGAUUGCGCAAGGAGCUUCCGCCGGAAAGCCGAUCUCGAACGUCACUAUAGCCAACUACAUAUAUCCGCCGAGCAGAAGAGGAAAUUUCCCUGCGACUGGAAGAAGUGCCAACGGGCCCGGGACCCCUUUCACCGUCGGGACCAUCAGCGUGAUCACUACAGAGACUAUCACAUGGAAGAUCUCAUGCGGCGUGGCUCUUCAAGCAGAGAGGAUCAGAAGUGGUGGAGCACACGCAAAAUCAUCCCCGACUGGUGGCGCUGCACACGUUGUUUAGGACGCGUCAAGGUCGAGGAGCACGACUACGUCUGUCCCAUCUGCAGGACGCCCUGUGAGCAAGACAGGCAAUACUUCAGAGCUCAAUGAGUUCAGCCUGCGGCCAGCGCCAUCAGCUGAGUCCGAGCUGCUUACAAGCCUGGAAGAGAAUACAUUUUCACAAUCAAUCUGAGACAACCCAACCCAUCUUACGAUUCCCGCUUCGGGAAGCACUCAAAAACAACGAUAAAAGAAAAGAACGGAAAAAGAGUAGGAGGGAAAAAAGGAAAGGGGGAGGGAGACUAGGGCCGCUUCACAGAACAAAACGACAGAGACUUUUUUUUAUUCUCAAUUACAGCAAAUAAUGCCUGAUCUUGCACCUCUAGGUUGGG